Molecule: messenger RNA, 2749 nt
Organism: Xenopus laevis (African clawed frog)
Lineage: Eukaryota; Metazoa; Chordata; Amphibia; Anura; Pipidae
Gene: lrrd1.L
Product: leucine-rich repeats and death domain containing 1 L homeolog
Exons: 6
Coding region: 352-2622 (756 amino acids)
Cellular component (GO): cytoplasm
Source: RefSeq, a predicted model, not a curated record
CAGGUUCUGAAUAAUGUGGCUUUACUGGCAUACCACAGAGGAACACUGAAAGAGAUUACCCAGCAUCAGUGUUUGGGUUGGUAGCCAUACGCUAAACAAUAAACACUCCUUGUAGAUUGCUUGGACUUGCCGUUCUUGUUCCUCCCAGCAGAGAUUUCAUUGCACAGGUUCCUGCUCCUCACCUGUGUGUGUUGUACAUGGUAACCCUAGUGAUACACCUUCUGCUUGUGCCUCGCACUACUGCUCACUCACAGCCACUAAUCUGUCUGAUCACCUGCUGGGAAUGCCACCUUCCUCAGUGAGAUUCCAAAACCGACCUUCUCUGGAAUUCAUUGAAUCUGUUCCUGAACAAUGUCUGCAGAUUCAUUAUUCUUGACCUCAACCCCCCAGGUUGGGGAAAAUUUAAAGAAUUUAGUUCCGGCAGAGAAUAACAAUUUGCCAAGAACAGUGUCAUCGGGAACCAACAGUAUUACAUCCAUCAACCUAAAUUGUAAAGAGCUGAGUGAAAUCCCCCCUGACGUAUUCAGAUGUGCUAAUCUGCAGAGUCUGCUUCUCAGCAACAACUUUAUUACGCAUCUGCCAUUAAAUCUAUGUAAUCUUUCUAAAAUGGAAAUCUUGUCUCUGGAAGGGAAUGGCCUGGUUUCCUUACCCCCAGAAAUCUGCAGCCUUUCCCAGCUGAGAGCUUUGAAUGUCAAUAAUAAUCAAAUAUCAGCUUUGCCACACGAGAUUUCAGGUUUAAAGAACAUCAGGCAACUCUUUGCUAACAACAAUAAGCUGAGCCAGCUGCCUCCAUGCAUUGGAGACCUCACAACCCUACAGGUCUUGUGUAUAAGCUGGAACUCAAUUAAAACUCUUCCAGACUCAACAGCCUCUCUUAAGAAUUUGCAUGUGCUAAACCUGGACGGUAAUCAGAUUUCUGCACUGCCAAAAGCUAUUUUUAGGCUUUCUCAGCUUGUUAAGCUCUGCCUGUCUGGAAACCAGAUCAAAAGUCUACCGAAAGAAAUUGGGGAUCUCAAGAACUUGAGAGAACUUUCUCUGAGUAACAACCAGCUCACCUUUCUACCAGUCCAGCUCUACAAUCUCAUCAGCCUGGAGGAGCUCACCCUGGAUGACAACAGACUGACAGUGAUAUCAGAUAAGCUCCAAAAUCUUAAACAGCUGAAGGUUCUUUCUGUUGCCAAUAACUUGUUUACAGAUAUCACAGAAAAGGUGUGUUGGUGUCCUGCCAUUGAGUGCUUGAAACUGAACGGCAACCAGAUGAGUAGACUUCCUACAAAGAUUCAUCUUCUUAGGAAUUUAAAAGAGCUGCAUAUUGAAAGAAAUGCCCUGGAAAUGUUACCAGACCAGCUGGCGCAUCUAAACAACCUCACUAUCAUUGUAUGUGCCAACAAUAAUCUGCUCCAUAUUCCAAUUGAACUGAAGAACUGCAGCCAGAUAACCAAACUAGACCUUAGUGGCAAUAAACUGUCAGAAAUGCCUCAAGCUUUGUCCUCCAUGGCUUCUCUUAUGUAUUUAAAUCUGAACCAGAACAAAAUUCUUGAAGUCUCUGAAAGUAUCGUUCACAAUAAGAAACUAGAACAUUUGGAACUAAGUGGAAAUCAAUUAAUCGAGUUCUCGGUGCAUCUUUGUGGCCUGCACAACCUGGCCUACUUAGAUCUCAGUAGGAACGAAAUAAGCUCAGUUCCUUCAGUCAUAUCCAACAUGGAAUCCCUCAAUGAACUUCUCCUGCAUUCCAAUAAGUUUCAAAGUUUUCCCCUUGAACUGUGCUCCUUAAAAUCUCUGCAGAAAAUUGACCUGUCGGGAAAUCAGAUAGAGACCGUACCAUCAGGAAUCAGUCAUUUAGAAGGUCUUCGAUUUUUAAAUCUUUCCAACAAUAAUUUUAAGAUAUUCCCCAGGGAACUAUUUAGCAUUUCAUUGCUGGAAACUCUGAAGAUUAGCCAGAAGGAUGGCAGAAAGUUAACAAGUCUUCCAGAAGACCUAUCGAAACUGGAGAACCUCAAGGAACUUGACGUUUCAGACAAUCAUUUAAAAACCCUCCCAGGCAGCAUUGGAGAAAUGAAGAACUUGGUUCAGCUCACAGCAACUAGCAAUCAAUUGUACUGUCUUCCUACAACAAUAUCAUCCAUGAGUGCCCUUCAGCAGCUCAGCCCGAAAGGAAACCUGCUCAGGUCUUUACCAAGUGACAUCUCUUGUCUACAGAAUCUGAGAGAAAUAAACCUGGAUAGUAAUCCAAUGCUCCGUCCCCCUUCCCUUCUGUGUGAUGGAAAGCGGCUCUAUCCGAUUGGAUGUUAUUUACAAAGUGCUGAUCUCCGAGACGAGAAAAUUUUGCAGAAAAUAUUCAAGCUGGUCUCUUGUAAUAUCCCUGCAGAGGACUUCAGUUUUUUCUGCAAGAAACUGAGAAUCAAAGAUGAAGACGUGAAAGGGGUUGUGAAAAAUAAGUCACUACAGCUCCCAGACAAAAUCCUGCAGGUGCUGAAUAUGUGGAGAAUCGAGCGGCAUCCCAACACCGCGCCGACAGAUAUAGCGGAGCAGCUGAUACGAGUGCUACUCAUGUGUGACUUACACGGCGCUGCUCUAAAAGCCAAAGUUUUCACAAUCAACGCAAAAGCAAUUAAGUUCUAAGCAAUCCAUAUCAUCAGCAUUCGGCUGUUCAUUUGGAAUGUUGGUGGCUGUGACUCACGUUCUGUACAUUUGCCUUUGUCUUAAUGGGUUUUCUUAUGAACUAAAGGAUUAAACAAGAUCCAGCCAA